AUGUGCAUGCUGCAUGGCGGUGCAAAAGACGCAUUGGCUAACCUAAGUGAGUACAAAAACGCCAUCCAUGCCUGUGGGCCGAAAGCACAGUGGCAGCGAGCCCUCGCGUCCUUGGCGGACUUUUGCAACAAGGGGUUGCAGGCGAACGCACGGGUGCAUGGUGCUGUCAUCAAUGUUUGCAAAAGAGCUGCCAAGUGGCAGAUGGCCCUGGCUCUGCUUGUGCAUGCACAAGACAACAAUUUACUCCUCGACGUUGUGGCCUUGAGCACAGCUGUGAGCGCCUGUGAGCGGGGUGCUAAAUGGGAGCAAGCAUUGGGAUUGCUCAGUUGGGCGGCGAGGCAAGCCGUGCAAGUGGAUAUUAUUCUUUGCAAUUCUGCAAUCAGUGCGUGUGAGAAGGCUGGACGCUGGCAGGAGGCAUGCCUCCUGUUGGAAGGAGUUGGGAACUUGCGUAUGCUUCCAAAUGCCGUCACUUACAAUGCGGCGAUGAGUGCUUGCAGGGAAGACGGGGAGUGGCGGACUGCAAUGGCUUUGUUGAAUCAGCUGCAUGAUUGCCAAGUCUUGCCAACGGUCGUAACUUACAAUGCUGCCAUCAGUGCUUGUCAGGAUCCUUGUGCAGAUGUUUGGUGCCGUGCAGUUGCACUGAUCGAAGAGAUGGAGGCCGGGCAACUGCAGCCAGAUUUGGUCACUUACACAUUGGCCAUCUCUUCUUGCCAGUCCUCGAUGGCGUGGAUGCAAGCGCUUGCCUUGCUUGGCGAGGUGGAGAGGCAGGGGCUUCAGCUGGACAUCGUCGUGUACAACGCUGCCAUUAGUGCCUGCGGCACGCCACGAUUCUGGGAGUUGGCGCUUCACAUGGUGCAGGAAACAGAAGCGACGUCUCUUGCCCCAGACAUCGUGACUUUCAAUGCCGGGAUCUGUGCAUGCCAAGGAUCAGGUUUGUGGCCGCUCAGCUGCGAUCUUCUCCAGCAGCUCGAGGGCCGACAACUGAGACCAGAUGUUUUCACUUACAACCUGAUUCUCCGCACCCUGGAGGAGCAAGACACUCAGUGGAGCCUUGCCUUGGAGGUGCUUUCGCAGGUUGAAACAAAUGGCCUUCAACUGGACGUGAUCUCCUAUGUCUCUGCAAUAAGCGUCUGUGAGCGCACAGGGCAGGCUACCAUGGCACUGCGACUUCUGAUGGAGAUGAGGGCUCGGCGACUGCAGAGCAUCGUAGCGUUGAAUGCCGCAAUCAGUGCUUGCGGGCGAGGGGAGCAAUGGCAGCAGGCACUUCUUCUUUUUUCCGGUGCGGAGCAUCAACAGCUGGCUGUGGACGUGGUGACGUGCGGCGCGGCGGUCAGUGCGUGUGAGAAGGCUAGCCAGUGGGUUCAAGCUCUGCAGCUUCUUUCGUCUGCUCGCGACGGUCGGCUGCGUCUCAACAUCGUGGCGCUGAGUGCAGGUAUUAGUGCAUGUGAAAAGGCCGUCCGAUGGGAAGAAGCCUUGUGGCUGCUGGUCGAUUUAGCCGUCUGGCAGCUGGAGGCCGACGUGACCAGCUACAGCGCGGCCAUAAGUGCCUGUGAGAAGGCCGCGGAGUGGCGACGGGCUUUGCAGUUGCUUUCGCAGGCGGCGGACCAAGGACUGCAAGUGAAUCUGAUCACCCUGAGUGCAGCCAUCAGCGCGUGCGGGAAGGCAUCGCAAUGGUUGGGUGCCCUGCACCUUCUCGGCCGAGCAAGGGAAGAAGGGCUCCAACCUGGCGUCGUCGCUUUCUCUGCUGCGUUGAGUGCCUGCCAGCAGGCGGGUGAGUGGCAGCGGGUGCUGCAUCUCUACACGCAGAUGACUGCUUCUGCCCUGGAGCCGAACGUGGUCACCGUGGCCUCUGCGCUGGCCUCCUGCGAUUCUGUGGCACGCGGCUUCGAGUCGCUGGUACUGCUGGCCAGGCUGGAGCAGUGCAGCGAGCUUGGUUGA
Molecule: messenger RNA, 1938 nt
Organism: Symbiodinium necroappetens
Lineage: Eukaryota; Dinophyceae; Suessiales; Symbiodiniaceae
Source: the annotation of a GenBank genome assembly